GAGGAUAAGUUGAGCACCACAAAGUCGUUGCAAACAAACAGACAGGUAGUGAGAGAGAGAGAAAACUCGAGGAGAGUCCGUAAUGGCUUUCCUUACAACUUCAGCUCUUACUUCUCCCUCUAAAACUAUUCUCAUGAGAACUAUAAAUUCUUCUUCAACUUCUUUUAUUUCUUCUCUCCCUAAGAACUCCAUUAUCCCAUGUUAUCAAAGAAGAAGCUUUUCUUCUUCUUUCAGUGAGACAAGUAUAGUUACACUUAGAAGAAGAGGAGGAGCUACAUUAAAGACUCAUAAGGGUGUUACUUGUUCAGCUUCUUCUACUCUUCCCUCAGCUCUUCUUUUCGAUUGUGAUGGUGUUCUUGUCGACACUGAGAAAGAUGGUCAUAGGAUUUCAUUUAACGAUACAUUUGCUGAAAUGGAAUUGGGCGUAACUUGGGAUGUCGAUUUGUACGGUGAAUUGCUUAAAAUUGGGGGUGGAAAAGAGAGAAUGACGGCAUAUUUCAACAAGACGAGUUGGCCAGAAAAAGCUCCAACGGGUAAUGAAGAAAGAAAGAAAUUCAUAGCCUCACUGCACAAGCGGAAAACGGAAUUGUUUAUGGUUCUUAUUGAAAAGAAGUUGCUUCCUCUACGGCCGGGUGUAGCGAAGUUAAUCGAUCAAGCUUUCGCGAAAGGGGUUAAAGUCGCUGUUUGCAGUACUUCAAAUGAGAAAGCGGUCUCAGCUAUAGUUUCUUGCUUGUUGGGUCCUGAAAGAGCCGAGAAGAUUACGAUAUUUGCAGGGGAUGUAGUUCCUCUUAAAAAACCUGAUCCAGCUAUCUACCUUUUAGCAGCCAGUACUCUAGGUGUCGAGCCAUCAAGUUGUGUGGUGAUAGAGGAUAGUGGCAUAGGUCUUGUGGCUGCUAAAGCUGCUGGUAUGAAGUGCAUCAUAACAAAAAGCGGGUACACAUCAGAUGAGGACUUUUCAAACGCGGAUGCAGUAUUUGACUGCAUUGGAGAUCCACCUGAGGAGCGUUUUGAUUUCGCAUUCUGCACUAGCCUUCUGGAAAGGCAAUUUAUAAGCUAAGAGCAUGUAAAUAGAAGAAAAUCCCGCUAUAUGUUGCCUUCGUAAUGGUUUUUAUGAUUGUAUUCAUUAUCAAAUUAGGUUACUAAUCGCCAAAAAUUUCUCCUUAAUUCUAAGACAAUGGCCAAUAAAUUCAAGGCAAAUUAUUAUUUUCA
Molecule: messenger RNA, 1209 nt
Organism: Papaver somniferum (opium poppy)
Lineage: Eukaryota; Viridiplantae; Streptophyta; Magnoliopsida; Ranunculales; Papaveraceae
Product: CBBY-like protein
Exons: 8
Coding region: 83-1057 (324 amino acids)
Molecular function (GO): hydrolase activity
Source: RefSeq, a predicted model, not a curated record